AUGGGGUGGCGCGACGCCGCGCUCGCGGUGACCGCGGAUGGGACGCUCGCGAAUGGAUCGAGGUGUCGCGCGCGGGCGCGGAGCGACGUCGAGGACGGCGCGGAUCCGCGGCGGGCGAGGUGGGAGGUCGAGCUCGACGUCGAGCGAUGCGCGGGGUCGGGUGACGCGACGUCGAGCGGGUUUCGGGCGUAUCACGUGAACGCGGAGGCGAACACGGUCGCGCGCGAGGCGGCGUUGGAGCUCGGGAGCGCGCACGGGGAUUUCGGGUUGGAGUUCACGCAGAGCGUCGUCGUGCGCGUCAGGGGGGGGGGAGGGGGGUUGUUGAUGAUUCCUUCGAAGGCGACGUGGUCGGUGGGGACGCCGACGACGCGGUUCGACGCGUUGAAGUAUUCACUCGACGACGGGAACGGCGACGGGAACGGCGACGGGAACGGGACGGAAGAAUCUUCGGAACGAGACGAGAAGAAGGCGAGCGCGAGGUUGGAAAUUGACACGUUGCAGAGCAAUGAAAAGCCCGCGACGCCGAGGACGCUCGCGGCGAAGGUGCAGUGGGCGCACGAUUUCACCAAGCGCGGCGGCGGCGGCCCACUCGCGACGUUCACGGCGCACUCGAAACCGCCAUCAACGUCGCCUCGCGCGCUCGAUUUGAAAGUUCGAGCGACGACGAAUACAUUGUCGACGCACACCGCGCGCGUCACCGCGCGAGCGAAGAUUGACGAUGACACGCACGCGCAAAUCGUCACCAAGACAAAAUUUCAGCGCGCGUCGCACGGCGUCGAUCUCGAGCUCGGUCGUGCCUUCGCCCGAGACGCCGCAAGGGCCAAGAUUGUCCUGCAAUACUCUAUUCCUUCGGGCAAGCGCGGUGCACGCGUGACCGCUGAGGACGGGAAAUGGUCUUCGUACUCCGCGCGCCUGGCGCGAGACGAGUACAAAAUCGAAGCCAAGUUUGCGCUUCGUCACAUCCUUGAGGUCCGUCUCGGUGCCAAGUACGAUCGCUCCGAGCGCGUGAGUACAACCCACUCAAAACCCAAAUCCGACGCCUUCGUCGCGUUCGGCCUAGCCUUAGAGUCGUAG
Ostreococcus tauri is the source of this 1074-nucleotide messenger RNA. RefSeq names its product unnamed product. Lineage: Eukaryota; Viridiplantae; Chlorophyta; Mamiellophyceae; Mamiellales; Bathycoccaceae. The record is from RefSeq and is a predicted model, not a curated record. The transcript has a single exon. Bases 1 to 1074 code for a protein of 357 amino acids.